GACUGCGGUGUGAUACGCGUUCAGUGCGGAGGGUGCGGCGGUUCGCGACACACUGACGCCAGGCGAGAGCAGAGCGAGUCGUGCUGUAUGAAUGCUUUGAAGGAGCGCUUCGAGGUAGCGCACAAGGUACACUGGAUAAUCUGGGCUCGCUUUGAACAACACACCUUUCAAAAUCUGUUCCCAUACCACCCUGCUUGAGUUUUAAUACUCUUGGAGGAGGCAAAGCAGGCGUCCCCUUCUUCCUUGUUCUUACCUCUUUUACACUGUUGAAUUCGUGUGGCUACAGACUGACAGAGUUAACUGGGGCGCAAGUGGCGCCACAAUGAACGUCACCUCACUUUUCUCCUUCACCAGCCCAGCAGUCAAGCGAUUGCUGGGAUGGAAACAAGGCGACGAAGAGGAGAAGUGGGCGGAGAAGGCAGUGGACGCACUUGUCAAAAAGCUAAAGAAGAAGAAGGGGGCCAUGGAAGAACUCGAGAGGGCCCUCAGCUGUCCGGGUCAGCCCAGCAACUGCGUCACUAUCCCUCGAUCUCUGGACGGGAGGCUCCAGGUGUCACACCGGAAGGGGCUGCCUCACGUCAUUUAUUGCCGUGUGUGGCGCUGGCCUGACCUGCAGUCGCACCAUGAGCUCAAGGCCCUGGAGUGUUGCGAGUUCCCCUUCGGAUCUAAGCAGAAGGAUGUUUGCAUCAAUCCCUACCACUACAAGAGGGUCGACAGUCCAGUGUUGCCGCCCGUCCUGGUGCCACGAAACAGUGAGUUCAAUGCUAAACUCUCCAUGCUACCACGUUUCCACAACGCACUGCACCAGUCGGAGCCCCACAUGCCUCAAAAUGCCACCUACCCUGACUCCUUCCCCCAACAGCCAGCAAACCCCCUUCCCUUCACCCCAAACUCACCAACCAACAGCUACCCCAGCUCGCCCAACAGCGGCACAGGCAGUACAGCCACCUUCCCCCAGUCACCAUCCAGCUCGGACCCAGGCAGCCCAUUUCAGAUGCCAGAAACCCCACCACCUGCUUAUAUGCCCCCGGAGGAGCCGAUGACACAGGAAUGUCCCCAACCAAUGGAUACCAAUCUUAUACCUCCAAACCUGCUUUUGGAGGUUAACAACCGGACAGAUGUUCAGCCUGUGGCCUAUCAGGAACCCAAGCACUGGUGCUCCAUUGUGUACUAUGAGCUGAAUAAUAGGGUGGGAGAAGCUUUCCAGGCCUCCUCCACCAGUGUGCUAGUGGACGGCUUUACCGACCCUUCAAACAACCGCAACCGCUUCUGCCUGGGUCUGUUGUCCAAUGUAAACCGCAACUCCACCAUUGAGAACACCCGACGCCAUAUUGGAAAAGGAGUCCAUCUGUACUAUGUAGGAGGAGAGGUGUAUGCUGAAUGUUUAAGUGAUAGCAGCAUCUUUGUCCAAAGUCGCAACUGCAAUUAUCACCACGGUUUCCACCCCACCACUGUCUGCAAGAUCCCCAGUGGAUGCAGCCUCAAGAUCUUCAACAACCAGGAGUUCGCGGAGCUCCUGGCGCAGUCUGUCAAUCACGGCUUUGAGGCUGUUUAUGAACUCACAAAGAUGUGCACCAUCCGCAUGAGCUUUGUAAAGGGUUGGGGUGCGGAGUACCAUCGACAGGAUGUGACAAGCACUCCAUGCUGGAUUGAGAUUCAUCUUCACGGUCCCCUGCAAUGGCUGGAUAAAGUCCUCACCCAGAUGGGCUCUCCUCACAACCCCAUUUCCUCUGUGUCCUAGACAGGGUUUACCAUAAGGCAAUGGUUUACCGAACCCUGUCAAACUAGGUUCACAUGGAGCAGUUGAUUGGUUUAAUGAGCUUGGGUGGGUUUGUUUUCUACUUGGAGGCAGUUUUAUUGAGGGCAUAAAAUUUGGCUGAAGACUCUUGAGUUCUCUGCUCGAGAGAAUCUGGAAGAUACUUGACAACUUUGUGUGACCAAGCGUUAAACGAUGAGGCCCUCGUACUUGUGGCAAGUAUCCACCUUUGUUCUUGUGAAAGAAUUUGGGUUUUUAACUGUUUUUCUUUGUAUUUUUCAUUUCUUCUCCUUUUUCCAGUUUACGUCUCAGUCUUCCAUUGAGGAACAAAGAUCUGCAUUGCAGAAUAAAGGCAAGUACAUAGUUGUACAUGUAUACAGAGUAGUGGGUGGUUUUAGAUAAGUUCAUGCAGAGUUAUGCUUUAUAUGAACUGAAUGGCAUGCGGCUUUGUGAAUGCAACAAGGUCAAUAUUGCAAAAAUUCUCAAAGCUCUCUUUCUAUGAUAUAUUGAUCUUGGAAAGAAGAUGAAAAUGUAUAAAAUGGAUGAAUGGAUAACAGCUUAGAAAGAAAAUACAUAUAUUUGAAAAUGCAACACUUUUGAAUGGGAAAACGUAUGACAAUUAGGGCAUGAUAUUAGCGGGAAGGGGUGCAUGAGCAAACUCAUGCAAACGUUACUUUUAUGGCAGUUGUGUCCGACUGAUUAAAAAAGUAGUGUGUAAAUGUACCUAUUUGUAGAAUGUUUUUUUUUUGCAAGUGUGGUUUGAUCUGCAUAAUUGUAAGUCUAUGCCAGAAGAGGCAGGCAUUGUUUACUUUGUCAAUGUGUUGUGCACUGUGCUGCACGAAAGAAGGUCCUCAUUUCUGUUAUUUUUUCCUUGAAAAACUAUGAAUUUUCAUAAAAAAUACCCUUCGAAAAAUAAUGCAAUGAAAUGGCACUAGUGAUAUUGUUUUGUAAAAAGUAGAUUUUUUUAUUAACUUGCUCUCGUUUUUUUAUUAAUAUCGAAAUCCCCUCAACUGUUGUAAACAUUUUUGUAUUUUUUUUGUUGAAGAAAAUAUGUUGUUGUUCCUUCAUAUCUGCACUUUCGUAGGUGGCUUCUUGUCUGUUUGUCCCUUUUUGUGCUGUUCAUGCUUGUACUCUCAGAAAGCCGUUUUAUUCCAUGAAUAUCAAGUCUCUACUGGAAGAUUCAAUAAAGUUGUUUCAUUACCACUGUC
Triplophysa dalaica is the source of this 2964-nucleotide messenger RNA. It is a transcript of the gene smad1, whose product is annotated as SMAD family member 1. Lineage: Eukaryota; Metazoa; Chordata; Actinopteri; Cypriniformes; Nemacheilidae. Gene Ontology annotation, cellular component: heteromeric SMAD protein complex. Bases 323 to 1741 code for a protein of 472 amino acids. The record is from RefSeq and is a predicted model, not a curated record. Gene Ontology annotation, molecular function: RNA polymerase II cis-regulatory region sequence-specific DNA binding; I-SMAD binding; DNA-binding transcription factor activity, RNA polymerase II-specific. The transcript is spliced from 7 exons. Gene Ontology annotation, biological process: anatomical structure morphogenesis; transforming growth factor beta receptor signaling pathway; BMP signaling pathway.